This is a messenger RNA of Rhineura floridana, 2052 nucleotides long. RefSeq names its product cell division cycle 42 (gene CDC42). Gene Ontology annotation, biological process: modification of synaptic structure; small GTPase-mediated signal transduction. Gene Ontology annotation, cellular component: dendritic spine. Gene Ontology annotation, molecular function: GTPase activity; GTP binding. The record is from RefSeq and is a predicted model, not a curated record. The coding region runs from base 184 to 759 and encodes 191 amino acids. The transcript is spliced from 6 exons. Lineage: Eukaryota; Metazoa; Chordata; Lepidosauria; Squamata; Rhineuridae.
CUCCCUGAGGCUCCGCCUUCUGCGGAGGGGGGGAACGCGGUGACGUCAGCGCGCACAGCCGUGCCCUCCUCCCGCCCUUGCUGCCCAGCCGAGGAGACCCCGCAGCGAGCUGCCAACGCCCGGCGGAGGAGAGCGAGCUCCGUGAGAUUAAUCUGGGACCUAAUAAACUAGCAAGCUUCAGCUAUGCAGACAAUUAAGUGUGUCGUUGUGGGAGAUGGUGCAGUUGGUAAAACGUGUCUUCUAAUUUCUUACACAACAAAUAAAUUCCCCUCUGAGUAUGUACCAACGGUAUUUGAUAACUAUGCUGUAACAGUGAUGAUUGGUGGAGAGCCAUAUACCUUAGGCCUAUUUGAUACAGCAGGACAGGAAGAUUAUGACAGAUUACGGCCCCUCAGCUAUCCACAGACAGAUGUGUUUCUGGUCUGUUUCUCAGUGGUCUCACCAUCUUCAUUUGAAAAUGUGAAAGAAAAGUGGGUACCUGAAAUCACUCACCAUUGUCCAAAGACUCCUUUUUUGCUUGUUGGGACCCAAAUUGAUCUCAGAGAUGACCCCUCAACAAUUGAGAAACUUGCCAAGAAUAAGCAGAAGCCUAUCACUCCUGAGACUGCCGAAAAGCUGGCACGGGACUUGAAGGCUGUCAAAUACGUGGAAUGCUCUGCACUGACACAGAAAGGCCUAAAGAAUGUAUUUGACGAGGCGAUAUUGGCUGCCCUGGAGCCUCCGGAGCCGAAGAAGAGCCGCAGAUGUGUGCUGCUAUGAACGUCCCUUCACGGCCCCUUCUGCAAAGCUGGUGUUGAUGUCAUACUAAAAGCAAUGUUGAAAUCAAACUCAAGAUUCAGAUUUUUCCCAUUUGUCUUUGCAAUAAUGACAGAUGCCGUGUGCCCUCCUCCCAUAUGCUCCCUGUGUGAGAUGCAAAUGUUAGUGCUCUUCUCCAGUGCCCUUCAGUUAGAUUAAUUUUUUAAAAAAAGAAAAAGUGAUGUAUUUCAACAAACACUGAUCAGUACUAGGGUUUCUGUUUACUGUUUAAUUUUUUGUUUUUAAAAUUCAGGCAUGCUUGUGGUGAUUUUUCUCUGUAACAGACUAACUUUCAGGCUCUGGCCGUUAAGCCUUUCCCCAUCAGGCUAGGCUGGCGCUACUUGGAUUCUCUGGUUUUCUGUGGCCAGCUUGCAGUCUGGGGGGUGAGCAGGCUUCAGUCCUUGGAACAGAUUCUGGAAACGAGAAUGUCCCCAAACUGGUGCUCCUUUGAAGAGGGUGCAGUGCAUCCUUCUAAUCUGCAUCUCCUCUGAAGUUGCCUUGGAUCUGUUUCCCUUUCUUUCCUCCAUGCAGGCCAGAAAUUCCUAUCUUGACCUUUAAAACAUGAAAUAUGUAAACAUGCCCUUUGUUUAUAUAUUCAGCCAAAAGCUCUUUUUGUUGUGACACACACACACCUACAUGAACCCCACCUAACUUUGCCAAUUACUAUUUUUUUUUGUAGCUUUCAAAACUUGACAUCAUUAGACAUUAAUUGAAAGGGGAGAACUGUAUCUUCUUCAAGUCAGCUCAGUCCAUUGGAUUUCCUUAACAGCCAGACCCUCUCUUGGCCAGGAGAAACUUCUGAUCAGCCACACGAGUGAGAUAUUGAAACUCACCCACGUGGCCUUUGCCUGCUGUAAUGGAGGGUUGAAGGUAACCAGCUGACUAUGCCUCAAAACGGUUCAGUGUUCUCUUUGAAGAGAGGGAAGGAGACAUGCCUCAUUAGGAGAAAAUGUGGAGGGGAAAGAUGUUCAGCAUGGUACCUUGGGGACCAGUAGAGGAAUUACCUUUAAAAGUGCAUUGUGUGUCAGCAGCUGUGACCUCCCCAGGUGGUUGCUUUAGUGUAACAGAUCAUAUGAGGGUCUUUGACUCCAGUGUUAAUAAGAAUCUUACCAGAACUAUACUCUGGAUUAAUACUUCUCAAUUUCCCCAGACUCUAAUUCUUGUAGUCUCAUUAGUGUUGAACUGAUGCUUUUUUCCAUGUUUAAGUUCUUUGUAUAUGCAUUUUUCAGAUGUAUUAAACAUAAAGUAUCUUCACAA